Molecule: messenger RNA, 900 nt
Organism: Yarrowia lipolytica CLIB122
Lineage: Eukaryota; Fungi; Ascomycota; Dipodascomycetes; Dipodascales
Biological process (GO): inositol metabolic process; phosphatidylinositol phosphate biosynthetic process; signal transduction
Molecular function (GO): inositol monophosphate 1-phosphatase activity
Source: RefSeq, a predicted model, not a curated record
AUGUCCAACGCCGACUUGACCCAUAUUGAAUCUGUGCUCACCGACGUGGCUCUCAAGGCCGGAGCUAUUAUCAAGGAAAAGACCGGAACCGCAGUCUUUGAGGAUAAGAAGAAUGCCGUGGAUCUCGUUACGGAAACCGACAAGGCCGUGGAAGACAUGAUUCGAGAGAAGCUGUCAACAGCUUUCCCCGAUUUCAAGUUCAUGGGCGAGGAGUCCUUCUCCGGGGGCGACAAUGCUGCUCUGUCGGACGCCCCCACCUUCAUUGUGGACCCUAUUGACGGUACCACCAACUUCAUCCACGGAUUCCCUUACGCCUGCACUUCUCUGGGCCUGUCAAUUGACAAGGAGCCCGUGGUUGGAGUCAUCUACAACCCCUUCCUGGACCAUUUGUACACCGGAGUCAAGGAUAAGGGCUCCUACCUCAUCACCAACGCUGCCACCGACUCCCCUAUCAAGGCUGCUCUUCCCCUCAAAAAGCCUGCCCAAAAACUUACUCUGCAGUCCUCAAUCAUUGGAAUUGAGUGGGGCUCCGACCGUGUGGGCAACAACUUUGACACCAAGUGUGCCACCUUCCGAAACCUAUCUGGAGGCCAUGACGGUGCCGGAUUCUGCCACGGCUUCCGAUCUCUCGGUUCCGCCGCCAUGAACUUUUCGGCUGUCGCCGCAGGCUACCUGGAUGCCUACUGGGAGGGCGGCUGCUGGGCCUGGGACGUGUGUGCCGGCUGGGUCAUCCUUAAGGAGGCAGGAGGCUUUGUUGCUGGGGGCAACAAGGGAGUCUGGAACCCUCCCGUGGACUCUCGAAAGUAUCUUGCUGUGCGAUCUGCCCCCGAGGCCGAACAAAAGGCUUUCGUUGAGGAGUUCUGGGGCCAGAUUGACGGUUCUCUCGAGUACGACCCCUGA